AUGACUAACACAAAGGAUAUCUCGCAUCUGGGCAAAGCAACUCAACUCACGCUGGUGGGCAGAAAUACCGAUGAACAGCACGGAUUCAUCAAUCCACCGCUAUACAAGGGCUCAACGGUCAUCCACAAAACUCUCGAUAGUCUCGAAAACAACCGAGGUAAGUACUUCUACGGAACCGCAGGUACUCCAAGCAUCGAAAGCCUCGAGACUGCUUGGACCCAUCUGACGGGAGCCGCAGGAACCGUGUUAUCACCAUCAGGACUUGGAUCCAUCGCUUUGGUGCUUUUGAGCAUAGUAAAGACAGGCGACCACAUCUUGAUAUCAGAUAGCGUUUACCAGCCCACCAGGAAUUUGUGCAAUGGCAUCCUAAAGAAGUUUAAGGUGACCACCGAGUAUUACAAUCCAUUGGUCACCGCCGCUGGUAUCGAAAAGUUGAUCAGACCCAAUACAGCGCUCAUUUUUCUGGAAAGUCCCGGAUCUCAAACCAUGGAGGUCCAGGACGUACCUGGUAUCGCCGAAGUUGCCAAAAAGCACGGUGUCAAGACCAUCCUGGAUAACACUUGGGCUACACCGCUGUUUUUUAAGGGCCAUUCUCAUGGAAUAGAUAUUACCAUCGAAGCAGGCACCAAAUAUGUGGGGGGCCACUCAGAUCUGCUUCUAGGAUUGGUGUCUGCAAACGCAGAAAGCUUUCCUGCACUCCGCAAUACCUAUGAAUCCUUGUCAAUGCUGCCAGGUGCCGAAGAUUGCCUGGCAGCUUUGAAAGGGCUACGGUAUUUGCAUUUAAGACUAAGAGAAGUUGAGCGGAAAGCGUUGAUACUGGCGAAAUGGUUGAGAAGCAGACCUGAGAUCCUCAAGGUGCUGCAUCCAGCACUUGAAGAAUGUCCUGGCCACAGAUUUUGGGUUCGGGACUUUGAGGGAUCCACCGGUGUUUUCACUAUACUACUACGUGAAGGCUUCAGCAGAAGGAACUUCGAAGCAAUGCUUGAAAAGACUACCAUAUUCAAGAUGGGUUACUCGUGGGGUGGAUAUGAGUCGCUUCUUACACCUGUUAAUCCUGUUUCUUUCCGGACUGCACAAGCUUGGAACCACGUAGGCUAUGCAGUGAGGCUUCAAGUUGGAGCGGAGGAUCUAGACGAUUUGAAGCGCGACCUAGAAUUGGCGUUCGAACGUCUAUCAGAGCCUUCGAAGCCCCGCUUAUGA
This is a messenger RNA of Lachancea lanzarotensis, 1200 nucleotides long. RefSeq names its product LALA0S02e05776g1_1. Gene Ontology annotation, biological process: transsulfuration. Bases 1 to 1200 code for a protein of 399 amino acids. Gene Ontology annotation, molecular function: pyridoxal phosphate binding. The record is from RefSeq and is a predicted model, not a curated record. The transcript has a single exon. NCBI's taxonomy places the organism in Eukaryota, Fungi, Ascomycota, Saccharomycetes, Saccharomycetales, Saccharomycetaceae.